AUGGUGCAACCACGCCUUCAUAAUAAAUGUGAUACUCUCCCAAUAGCUGCCUUUGAAACUAUCCAUCUGUCAACAUAUCAGCCUGAAUUCUUCACAGCAUACUGUCGCCUUUCGAUAUUUCUGGAGCAUUAUCUCAUGGUCUGCCAAUAUCAGCAAAGGAAGUGCUUGUUGGAAAAUGAUGUGCGAGUUUACAAAACUCUUCACGAAGGUAUUAGCCAGUACCAGAAAAAACUCGACGAAAUAUGGAAAAAAUCCCGAUGGAUCAGCCGAAUCGCUUCCGAAGCGAGGGCGAAGCGUAUCAAGUCGGUUAUUGAAUCAGACUUUUUAAGUUACUACAGUAUACAAUGUAUCUGUUGUUAUAGCUAUAGAAUUCGCCUUCCCUGUCACCUAGAUUCUCUCCCCGACCCACCUCGCCCCACCCACCUCCUCUCCUUCCCUCCCAGUAGCUUCGAAUUUUGGAAACACUGCAGUUUAGAUUUGAGUAUUCGACAACAGUUGAGUAGUAGUUGA
This is a messenger RNA of Haemonchus placei, 510 nucleotides long. Lineage: Eukaryota; Metazoa; Nematoda; Chromadorea; Rhabditida; Trichostrongylidae. The record is from the annotation of a GenBank genome assembly.